AUCAUGUUCAAAUGUACUUUGUAAUACAACUUGUAUUGUAAGAAACGUUGGUCGUAAUUUUUAUGUAUUACUUGAGUUUUUAGUAAAACAAUACUGACCUUUCUAUAUUUUUAGUUCUUACUUUCCAUCGAUGGUUGUUUUUAGCGCAGUGGACUAUUUUCAUCAAAGAAAAAACAGACUUUGGUCAUUUGUUACUGGAGUUUAAGUUUCAACAAUUAAUAUGAAUUAUGUAAUCAAACUGUCUUAACUUUGUUCUACUACUACUACUAAAUAUUUUUCUUGAUUAAAUGGUUGUUGAUAGUUUAAUUGUAUACAUUUAUUACUAAGGGAUGGGCUUAAAACUUUAGAGUACUGGACUACUAGUCCUACAUUUUGCAGUAUCUGCAGGUUUGGUUCCAUACCUAUAGGAAAUAUUUUUUUACUACAACUACUAGUGGAGUACCUCAUGGGACAACCUUGGGUCUUUGCUCUUUAUAUAUAUAGUAAUGAUAUUGUUAGUACACAAGUAAAGUUUGGUGAUAUAACACUAAACACUUUGAUUUCUUCGUGGAAUAGAUUGAGCGUAAUGUUAGGCUACUGCAUGGAUACUUUUAUAGUAUGCUUUUCUAUAGUAUAAAUGAGACAAUUAUGACAUUAUUAAUAGGUAAAUUGAAAGCUUAGCUGAUUUUCAAUAUUUUAAGCCUAGUAAUCUCUUGCAAGUCAAUUUGACUGAUCAAGAUUCCUAAGCAAUUAUUUAGUCUCAAUUGUUGUUUUUUCUAUUUCUUACUGUGGAAAGUAGAAAAAAAAUAUUGAAAUAUUCUGUUGCAUUAUAACUCAUAGAAUUAUAGAUGGGUUGUAGUUAUUAAAAUUUGCAUGAUAGUCAUGUACAUUUAAUAAUUUUCCAUGAAUGUAAAAUGAUGCUAUUAUAAUUAUUUUAAACAUCAUUGCACAAAAUUGGAGAAAUAAGUUAUUCAAUCAUGGAAACUUUUGAGGUGUACCAAAAAUUGGUAAUUUUUGAAAGACUAUUGGUGUACUGCUUACUUCAGAAUUUUUCUUUGCACUGGACGAUAAACUCACUUAUGGAUACUUCUUAACAGUUUAUUCCUGUUAAUUAACAUCUCAGCUAAUUCUAUAUUUAUAAAAGUAGUGUCUGACCUAAGAUUGUGAACUUAAGUUUGAAUUAGAAUAGUUUCGCCUAACAUAUUUGUUUUGUAUGAAGACAGUUUAUAUUUAUAGUUAUUUGUCCUAAUGAUUUUUUGUGUUAAUAUUCUGAAUUAUUUUGUCUUCCUUCCCAUUUUUAAUUACAGUAUCACUGAUGGAAUUAAUGAUGGUUUUAUCAUAAAACUUAUAUUUGAGUACUAAUAUGUAGUCUCAUACUUUUCAGUGAUUACAAGCAAAAUAUUUACUUUUGGAUUAUGUGUAUCAUAAUACAUCAGAUACUAAACUAUAAUGCCUUACAAGAUUAGAGUUUUAAAAGAAAAGAAGAGAGAAUUAUGGAGGAAAUAUUCAUCGAGAAGAAGAAAAACUAACUUCAAUGAUGGACUGAGAAGAGAGGUUAUGAAUAAACAGACCACAUUAGAUGCAGUAAACAAAGAUGAGAUUCCAGAGAUGAGGUGUAAAAACACUUCGGAGCACACAGAGGAUAGCGGGGAGGAGAAAAUUAGUCAUAAUGGAGGAGUCAUUAAACAGAAACAGGCCACCUGUAGUGGUAAAAAUAGAAGAAAGAUUAGAGAGAAACAAACAGUCUAUAAUUUUAGGAACAGAGAGAGAGUUAAACAAACCCGAUAUAAUGUGAUAAAUAAAGAGAAAAUUGAGGAAAAGCAAGGCAGUAACAGUGCUAGAAAUAGAGAAAGUCAAGAUAGACGUGGCUACAAUGCUGAGAACAAAGAAACAAAAAAUCAAAGCAUCUGUAAGUCAGAACAUAGUGAAAUUAUUGAAAGAAAGAUUACUGAAGUAUUCCAAGCAUCAUCAGACAGACCUGUACAAAACCACAGACAAACAAAAACAUUUGGGGAGCUGUCCGAACCUCCCCAAUAUCUCUGUGAAGCAUGUCAAGUAUCUAUGACAAAUUUACAGAAUUAUUGGAAACAUGUCAAUGAUUUAUGUCCAGUAAAGAAAAACAAAGAACUAUCUAAAACUGAAGUUGCUGAUUGGCGAAAGAAAGUAGAAUUCAACAGUGCUUUAUUUCAUGGUUGUUGUCCUGUUUUCACCAAAGUGCCAGUAGAAACUUCAGUGCUGCUUAUUAAACGAGAGAUAAGCUUACAAAAGAAAUUAAAAUCAGAAGUUCAAGACCGAGAUGAUGGAGAAUCUUCGUCCAGUUUUCAGAGUUGUAAUAUAUGCCACAAAAUUUUUUUUUCUUAUGCCAGAUUUCUUCAACAUCGUGUUUACCAUAAACUUGCCAAUACUGUUGUAGAAAAUUCUGUUGAGACAUUGUAGUAUCUCUUUUCAGACACAUAUGAGGAGUUGAAAUUAGGUUUUGCUGUAUAAUUAACAUUCUUUUAACUUUCUAUUCCUACAAGAUUUUUUUCUUAUUUUAAGAUGUAAUCAAGAAAGCGGCUACAGUAUUUCAUAAUUGAUAUCAAUAAAAAAAAAAAUAUUUUUCUACCCCCAGAUGCUCUUGAUUAACAAUGGUUUUAUCACAAAAAAUUUUGUCUGUGAUAACAAAAAAUUGUCUUUGAAAGUGUGACUUUGGUAAUUGUGUGAAUACCUUUUAUUAUAAGUGAAAAAUUAAAGCUCCUACUGAGAAGAAACUAAUGAAAAUCACUUCCAUCUGAUUUCUUGUUGGAAAAAGGAAGAAAACUGUGUAUUUAUGGUAUGCUUACAAAAUUUCAUGAAAAAUUUAUUUAAUAUACAAAGUACACAUGUUCGUGAAUAUUUUUUAUGAACACAUUUUAUAAUCUUUGUAUAUGAAACUAUAAAUAAAUUUAGGGCCUUAGUAUAAGACUUAAUUGAACUUAAUACUAUGUAUGUGACUCUGUAGUUCUGAAAUGGAGACUGUAUUUAAUUUCCUUUUUGUGCUUGAUAGAAUUACAGAUGUGUCAAGACAUGCAAGUUUAUUUAGAAUUUUAUCUUUGAUGCCAAUUCAAGGUCAAUGUUUCUACAGCUUAAUUUUUAGAUAGAAUUUGUUAUUACAUGUAAAUAACUAUAGGUUAAACUAGUUUCACAAAAGUUGUUAAGCAUAGUAAAGAAUAUCUAGGUUUGUGAUGCGUAUUUCAGGAUUACUGAAAGUUGUAAUAUCUUUAUGUGUAGCUGUGUAGUUAUUUCAGUUGUGGUUGAUCUAUCCUAGAGUCUGAAAAAUCUACAUAGAUCUCGUGUCUUCAGUAGAAUGAUAAAAGAUGAUUCUGUCAUAAGUUUAUCUGACCAGACCAGUUUAAUUAGUUUUUACAUACAGAUUAAACUUAUAAUUCUGCAGAGGAAAGCCCUGCAUAUUUUCAUAUAAUGUUUUUGCUGUAGUGCUUCUGUCAUAAGUUUAUCUGACCAGACCAGUUUAAUUAGUUUUUACAUACAGAUUAAACUUAUAAUUCUGCAGAGGAAAGCCCUGCAUAUUUUCAUAUAAUGUUUUUGCUGUAGUGCUUCUGUCAUAAGUUUAUCUGACCAGACCAGUUUAAUUAGUUUUUACAUACAGAUUAAACUUAUAAUUCUGCAGAGGAAAGCCCUGCAUAUUUUCAUAUAAUGUUUUUGCUGUAGUUGAAUGUGUCAUUAUGAUGCCUAUGUGGAGGAACUUUCUUUAGCUGAAUAUUGUGCAUUGAUGAAUAAAUGGUCAAGUUUUUAUACCUUAUAAAUGUAUUCCACCCCCAUUGUUUUAGAUCUCAUUGGUAUUAGUAAUAUUUAAAGUUUCUCUAAUAACAACAGACAACUCUUAAAAGAUCUCUUUUCAUCCUGUCAUCAAUUUGUUUUAGCUUUUAUUACCUAAUGUAUGAGGAUAUAUUUUGUGAUUGUAAAGACAUUGUGAAUAUUUUAGUCAGCAGCAACCAUAUAUUGGUUUUACAUUCCUCUUUUAUGUUAUUAAUUAACUUGAAACCUGUUAAUACAAAAUGAUUUUAUUUCUGCUUGCUUAUCUUAGUGUAUUUAAAAUUAUAUCAGAGUAGAUAAUAUAAGAAAAGAGGAAAACUUUGUGUGGCGUAGUAGCUAGCUUGCUGAUCUAUGAAUUGGGAAGUCCAAGGUUUGCCCUGAAAUACUAUGGAACAGUUUAAAUACUUUUAGCUGUGGAUGAAUUAUAAGAAUGAUGUUCAAUUCAGUUAUUUUAUUAAAGCCUUUGUGGCAGCAUGUGCUACUGACUGGCGACUUCCUCCUGGUCAGUAGUUCAAAAUUAUGAAUGGUUAUACCUGAACACUAGAAGGUUACUGACUGGUUUUAUUGGCCAACUAUUGCAUACAGUUCCAUUCUGGUAGAAAAUACCAAAAACUGAAAAAAAAGGUGUGAAUAUAUCAGCUUUUUCUACUAAAUCUUAAACAAAAAAUAUAGUAAUAAUAAUCAUUUUCUCAAAAGAAUUUGGAACAUUGCUAUCUAUGUUAAAAACAAACAAACAUUAUCUUAAUAUUUGAAUAGCUGUUGGCUGAAGUUUUAAAAAUCUAAGUGCAGAAUUGCUUUUAACAUUAAUGUAGACUGUGUUUCAGGCAGUUAAAUGUUUGAAUUUUUUAGAAAUGAAAUCAAGCAUCGUUAUUAUGUUGCUGUACCAGAAGUUGGUGUAUUGAUGCUUUGUUCAAAUUCUUUUUAGACACUAGUGCUUUUAUUGAGUACCUGGGCAGUAUUAAUGGUCCCUUUUUUUGUAUGUUUAACUAACUGAUGCAUUUCUUCAUUAGAGGUGGUAGAUCACAAAGCAUUUAUAAAUAGAUAUGUUCAGUGAUUACCUGUUUCAACCACAGUUGUUGUAUUUUAAAAGAUUUUUUGGUGGUUAAAGCAGAUAUUUGGUAUCUGUUCUACACCAUAUUGGUGAUAUUAUUUUGUUACUGUCAAAUAUGUAGGUUUUAAUACUAAUAUAAACUGUGUUAAUUUGUUGCCACAUGUAUAUCCAGUUUAAAUAAAAUUAUUUUCUUC
Messenger RNA from Limulus polyphemus (Atlantic horseshoe crab), 5016 nucleotides. RefSeq lists its product as uncharacterized. Bases 1429 to 2415 code for a protein of 328 amino acids. The transcript is spliced from 2 exons. NCBI's taxonomy places the organism in Eukaryota, Metazoa, Arthropoda, Merostomata, Xiphosura, Limulidae. The record is from RefSeq and is a predicted model, not a curated record.